Messenger RNA from Sesamum indicum (sesame), 1046 nucleotides. RefSeq names its product LOB domain-containing protein 37. NCBI's taxonomy places the organism in Eukaryota, Viridiplantae, Streptophyta, Magnoliopsida, Lamiales, Pedaliaceae. The record is from RefSeq and is a predicted model, not a curated record. Gene Ontology annotation, biological process: regulation of gene expression.
UAUAUUCCUCAUGCUCUCCUCCAAAUUCUUCCCUAAAACACACAUACACACUCUCUAACAUUUCUCCGCGUAUUCAUAUACCGAUCUUGGGUUUCCGUUGAUAUAAUAACUCGAAAGGGAUCAAGUACAAAUCUGCAGAUAACUUUUGUUAGUUUGAUAUUGAGAUUUCUCUUCAUUUGUAUGUAUAGCUGAAGGAAUCACCAUCAUGAGCUGCAACGGCUGCAGAGUACUCCGAAAAGGCUGCAACGACAACUGCAUUCUCAGGCAGAGUUUACAAGGCAUCGAUACCCCUCAAGCCCAAGCAAACGCCACCGUUUUCGUCGCCAAGUUCUUCGGCCGCGCCGGGCUCAUGUCAUUCCUCUCUUCUGUACCUGAAUCCCAACGACCUGCUCUUUUUCAGUCGUUGUUGUUUGAAGCGUGCGGGAGGACAGUGAAUCCGGUGAACGGAGCGGUGGGGUUGUUGUGGACGGGGAACUGGCACGUGUGCCAGUCGGCGGUGGAGACUGUGCUCCGAGGCGGAGUUCUCGGCCCCUUGCCGGAGUUCUCCGUGUCGGACGAAAGUUUGGAAUCUAAUAACAAUGACUUGUACGGUUCGCGCGAUUUGAACAUGAGGCUCAAGAGGAAAGUGUUUGAUAUUGAAAAUCAGACGACGAGCGGACUGGAUCUCCGAUUGACGGCCAGUUUCCCGGCGAGAAUGACAGCCGGAGGGAGGGUGAAUCGAGUUAGAAACAAGCGCAGACCGGCAUCGCCGUCGGAUGAGUCCGAUACGACGACGUUGGAGAGCGGGAUCGUGUGCCACCAAGGUUCACACCAAAACCAUGGACAUCAUGAAGCCAAACUCUUGCAGCUGUUCUUUUAAUUAAGGUUUUUUCUUCCUUUUUUUUUUUUUUCUUUUAUAUUUUACCAAAAUGGACAUUAAUUUAGAGCUCCAUUUUCAGCAAUUUCUUUGCUCUUUUCUUUUCUCAUUUGCUGUGUAAGAAAAUCUCAAGAAAUAGAGAGAUACUUACACUUUGCUAAUUUUUAUCUAUUUUCCAUUUUCAUGUCAA